This is a messenger RNA of Candoia aspera, 1688 nucleotides long. RefSeq names its product RAB40C, member RAS oncogene family (gene RAB40C). Gene Ontology annotation, molecular function: GTP binding; GTPase activity. Lineage: Eukaryota; Metazoa; Chordata; Lepidosauria; Squamata; Candoiidae. Gene Ontology annotation, biological process: protein localization to plasma membrane; intracellular signal transduction. The record is from RefSeq and is a predicted model, not a curated record. Gene Ontology annotation, cellular component: synaptic vesicle; endosome; plasma membrane. Bases 297 to 1154 code for a protein of 285 amino acids. The transcript is spliced from 7 exons.
CCUGGCUGGCUCGCGGCGGAGCGCAGUUUCCGAGGAGCGGCGGCGGCGCUGACGGGGCGGCCGAGCCCGGGGCGGCCGGCCUCAGCGGCCCGAGGGAGAAUUCUGGCAUAUUUUGACAGCGGGUCAUUCACAAAAGAUGAAGAGGCUGUUGUGAGAAGAAGCCUUUUUUGAGUUGAGUCUGCUUUGGGGAAGACGGACUCGCACGAAUUCUCUCCAGAUUACCACUGCAAGUUUGGGGUCUCCUGCAUCUUUCAGUCUGGCUGUGUGCUCAGUAUGCGAAUUGUGCGUCUUCACUAAUGAGAGGGAGAAUGGGAACCCAGGGCAGCCCUGUUAAAAGCUAUGAUUAUCUGCUGAAGUUCCUGUUGGUUGGUGACAGUGAUGUGGGCAAAGGAGAAAUCCUUGAAAGUCUUCAAGAUGGGGCAUCGGAAUCGCCGUAUGCCUACAGCAACGGAAUUGAUUACAAAACCACAACAAUUCUGUUAGAUGGCAGAAGGGUCAAACUGGAGCUCUGGGACACAUCUGGCCAAGGGAGGUUCUGUACUAUUUUUCGAUCCUACUCCAGAGGAGCCCAGGGCAUCCUCUUGGUUUAUGACAUCACCAAUCGCUGGUCUUUUGAUGGAAUAGACAGAUGGAUCAAGGAAAUUGAUGAGCAUGCCCCUGGGGUGCCCCGUAUCUUGGUUGGCAACCGCCUCCACCUGGCCUUCAAGCGGCAGGUGCCCACGGAGCAAGCCCGAUCCUACGCAGAGAAGAAUUGCAUGACCUUCUUUGAAGUCAGCCCGUUGUGCAACUUCAACGUGAUUGAGUCCUUCACCGAGUUGUCCCGCAUUGUGCUGAUGAGACACGGCAUGGAGAAGAUCUGGAGGCCCAACAGAGUAUUCAGCCUCCAGGACCUCUGCUGCCGGGCCAUUGUUUCCUGCACGCCGGUCCACCUGAUCGACAAGCUGCCCCUCCCUGUCACCAUCAAGAGCCACCUGAAGUCGUUCUCCAUGGCCAACGGCAUGAACGCCGUGAUGAUGCACGGCCGCUCAUACUCCGUGGCCAGCGGCGGAGGGGGCAGUGGCAGCAAGGGCAACAGCCUGAAGCGCUCCAAGUCCAUCCGCCCGCCGCAGAGCCCGCCGCAGAACUGCUCCCGGAACAACUGCAAGAUAUCUUAGCGGGAGGGGGGGUCUCCUCCAGCCGCAUGCACCUGCACCUGCUCGCUGAUGUACAGAUGUUUACACACACGUCACCCAUUCCUCUGUCACCUCGACGGCCACAUGCCUACCGCAUCAGCUGCGGGUUUGCGGCCUGCCCGGCGUGGCGGGACCCCAGGCGGAAGGACAAGGCGCACCGAGCUAGCUUUCCCAGAAUGCAAUAGGUGUUCCCCUUCCCUGGCAGGAAGGACAGCUGCCUCCAGGGCAUGAGUCUUUCUUCUACCUUUUUUGUGGGGGGGUGUUGUUGAUAUAGAGAAUGGGGGCUGCCAUGUCAAUCCUUGGGUUUCCAAGGGGAUUGCUGGUGCUACAUGGAAAAAAAAAACACAUAAAUGGGAACCCAGUUGGACAAAUUUGACCCAGACGGAGUCCUACCUUGGCUGGACAAAGACUAUGGCUGCCUGGGGCUCUUAGAAAGCAGGCCACUUGACGUCUUUUUGCUUUAUUUAUAAAGAAAUUAGCUCACUAUGUAAAAGCCGCCAGCCAUCCCCCACUCUG